AUCGGUGUGUGAGUUGUUUUGAAUGGAAAUAGCACAGUUUUGGCGGUGAUACACAUUAUCUCUCACAAUGGGUUGCAACACAAGUCAGGAAAUUCCAAACUACAAUCCAAAUGCGGCCGACGGUACCCUCCCAAAGGAUGAGCUUGCAGAAUUGCUGGAAGGCGAUAUUGAAGAAGUCGAAGCGGCAGCCACCAAGAUCCAAGCAGCGUUCCGAGGCCACCAGGUGCGAGCAAAGAACACAAUGAAACAGGGAGACGUCAAUGGAAGCGAAUCGCAGCAAAAAGCCGGUGCGGAAACCGAACGGGAACCGACCCAGCAGGAGCUGGAGGCUGAAUUCGAUCCCAACGACCAAGAGCUAACCCAUGCCGCCACUAGGAUCCAGGCAUGCUUCAGGGGGCACAUGUCCCGGAAAGAAGGCGGCAAAAAGGAGGACGAGGAAGAUGACAAGAAGGAUGUCGAUAUUGAUGAAUUGACCAAAAAGGUUGCCGAAGAACUCGAUAUUGAUAUGGACGAUCCGGAGCUGCACAAGGCGGCUAGCAAAAUACAGGCCUCGUUCCGUGGCCACAAGGUUCGCAGGGAGGUCCCCGACGCCAAGCCGGACGACAAGUAGGAUGGCAACUUGCAUUUGCACCAGUAAACAAAUUUGAAUAAAAAAUAAAACUACACUAGAUUGCAUCCAUAAAUUGAAAUAUUAAACUACAAGGAAAUUAACAUGGAAACCAUUCACCUUACAGAUCAAAGUGAAGUUAAAUAAAAUGAUGUGUCGAUUAUAAAAUAUAUGACAACUACAUUAGUACACUUGUUAUAAUUUUAUAACUUUUAUCGAAACGAUACAGAAAACAUACACAUAUAGUGCAAUGCGAUUCGGCAUAUUUUGAAAUUACAGAGAAAUGACUUUAUAAAAAAAACCAAACAUUUGCGAACAAUUAACGUACGACUUUCGAUGAAGCAUCAAUACAUUCUUUCAAGUUUUAGAAUAACCACUGCUAAUUCCAUUGUCAUCAUAGUUCCUUCUCUAAAUUACGAAAAUAGAAAUUCAAACGUGAAGAUCAAACACACUACAAUAGCGAAUAACAAAUCUGGAACAACGAUUCGGCACUAGUGACACUCCCCAAAAAUCGUAUCCCAAGCCCAUUUAUAAAACAAUUUAGCGACAACACACACACACACACCAGAAAAAACUACAAUCCAGAGCAGUGUUAGCAUAUACCUAUAACUAGAUUUUGCAGAGUUUUGUCCAUAGCAGAUUACAACACACCGAUAAAAAAUUGUGGUCAAACUACAACGCAUACACAUAAUAAACCAAUACUGGAAAACAACAUCAGCUAGUAAAAAAUAAGAAGCAUUCAAUUGCAGUGAGCUUUAAAUCCCGAUUAAAUUAGUGAAGCUAAA
This is a messenger RNA of Ochlerotatus camptorhynchus, 1392 nucleotides long. RefSeq names its product igloo (gene igl). The transcript has 4 exons. Lineage: Eukaryota; Metazoa; Arthropoda; Insecta; Diptera; Culicidae. Gene Ontology annotation, molecular function: calmodulin binding. Bases 68 to 610 code for a protein of 180 amino acids. The record is from RefSeq and is a predicted model, not a curated record.